Messenger RNA from Drosophila pseudoobscura, 420 nucleotides. RefSeq names its product zinc finger protein GIS2-like. The transcript is spliced from 2 exons. Bases 21 to 278 code for a protein of 85 amino acids. Gene Ontology annotation, cellular component: cytoplasm. Gene Ontology annotation, molecular function: zinc ion binding; mRNA binding; translation regulator activity. NCBI's taxonomy places the organism in Eukaryota, Metazoa, Arthropoda, Insecta, Diptera, Drosophilidae. The record is from RefSeq and is a predicted model, not a curated record. Gene Ontology annotation, biological process: positive regulation of cytoplasmic translation.
CGAAUUUUAGGCGCACUGGGAUGACCGCUUCCGGAAAUGACCGGAGCCAGGCGCGCUGCUAUAAUUGUUCAGCACAUGGCCAUUAUGCUUCAUCGUGUCCCGCACCUAAGCGGGAGAAGGGAUCGUGUUUCCAGUGUGGAUCCAUGCAGCACCAGGUGAAGGAUUGCCAACAGAAGCCUAUGUCAGCCCAGCGAUCCGUGGGUACAGCCAGCAACCCGCCGAUGGACGACAGAGAGGAGAACAAUAUUUUUGUUCCUAUUGUUAAUCAGCGCUAUUAAUUUGAUGCAGCGCUCGGCGAUACCUUAUGAAAAUUUUGAUGGUGUACUAAGACCGACAGAGUAUUUUGGAGUUAACGGUUCGAGAAUAAGCAUUUUUGGAAAAAUAAUUGUCAAUUUAGUUUUUCAUAACAUUGAAAAAGAA